Arctia plantaginis is the source of this 1032-nucleotide messenger RNA. The record is from the annotation of a GenBank genome assembly. Lineage: Eukaryota; Metazoa; Arthropoda; Insecta; Lepidoptera; Erebidae.
AUGAGUCCAACAAACGGUGAGGGACCAGAACCCCCACACAUUGUGAUCUUGGAUGGAGGUUUCUCUACACAACUGUCGUGCCACGUCGGUCACGUCAUUGACGGUGAUCCGCUUUGGAGCGCACGCUUCCUGUCUACUCAUCCAGAAGACGUCGUCAAUACACAUUUAGACUUUUUAAGAGCGGGUGCUGAUUUAAUUAUCACGAACACCUACCAGGCUUCGGUAGAUGGUUUCGUGGAGCACCUCGGGGUAACAGCCGAAGAGGCUUACGAGCUGAUCGUACAAGGUGUUGAGUUAGCAAAGCGAGCCCGCACACUAUAUCUCGAAGAGUACCAGGACUACGUACAGAAAGAUAACAGGCCGCUCGUCGUAGGCUCAGUGGGACCAUACGGAGCACAUUUGCACGAUGGCUCCGAGUACGACGGAAGCUACGCAGACACCACCUCUGUCGAAACCAUGAGGGAAUGGCAUCGACCCCGUAUCCAGGCGUUAGUUGAAGCAGGAGUUGACCUCCUCGCGUUGGAAACGAUCCCUUGUCAGGAAGAAGCCGAAAUGUUAUGCGAGCUUCUUAAGGAAUUCCCUCACAUAAAAGCUUGGGUCGUAUUCAGUUGUAAGGACAACCAAAGCAUAGCCCAUGGCGAAAGCUUCCAGAAAGUGGCCAAGAAGUGUUGGGAAACGAAUCCUGAGCAACUGGUAGCCGUUGGAGUGAAUUGCUGUGCGCCGUCCUUUGUGGCGAACCUUCUGAAAGGCUUCAACGACGAUCGGCCACACGACCCCAUUCCGCUUAUCGUUUACCCCAAUUCAGGCGAAAAAUACAAUCCUCAAAUAGGGUGGAUAGAUCGUGACAAGUGCGAGUCUGUGGAAGUAUUUGUUCAGGAAUGGCUGGAUCUAGGCGUUCGGUAUGUUGGCGGCUGCUGCCGUACGUAUGCCGCAGACGUUUCGCGUAUCCGGAACCAAGUUCAAUGCUGGCGUGACCGUUGGCGAUUCCAGGCAAAAUACUCCAACGCACAAACUAAUAAGAACACAAAAUAA